Molecule: messenger RNA, 1566 nt
Organism: Colletes gigas
Lineage: Eukaryota; Metazoa; Arthropoda; Insecta; Hymenoptera; Colletidae
Exons: 9
Coding region: 682-1566 (294 amino acids)
Source: RefSeq, a predicted model, not a curated record
AACCACCGUCCUCGCCCCCGCGUUCGCGUGUGACGAAUCGUUUAACCCCGCGUCGCGUUCCGCGGCGAUCGUGCGUUGGAUCGCGAUCGCGUCCCGCGUACCGAAACUCGCGGGAACCGGACCUCCUCUUCCUCCUCCUCCUCCUCGUGGCACGCGAUCCUCCGUACGCGCGUGUGAAAGUCCGAAUCGAUGACACAGUGCGCCGAGUAAAAGGAUCGAGAAUUCGGGGGAUCCGUGCGUCGUACAAGUGCAGUGCGCGACAACGUAGCCCAGAUCAGCCGAUUUUUAACGCCAGUGACGGAAGCGGUGCGCGAUCACAGGGCACGAACCCGCGUGGCCGUUCUCUCGACGACGGAUUCAUCUUUUCGGUCGUAUAGAAAAAGGUCGGGGAAGGCUUUUCUCGUCGCUGUUGCCCCGGGGUAGCCAGCGACGAACGCGUGCAAGCGUUUGAUCGAGCUUGGUGGACCGUCGCGCGGCAAAGUGACUUCCGCAAAGUGCAACGACGACAACACGAUACAACCACGAGACGUGAUCGUCAGCAUCAAUGACAAGCGGAACCAGUGCAUCGAAUUGAGGACAAUCGCCGACCUCUCCAGCGCUACGAACAAUAGCUGUACCGAGCCCGCGGACGCCAGCAAGCAGAUUCUGACCACCAGUCUGACGCGUCACUAUGCCGCAGUGAUGGAGGGCGAGGGCACGCUGGGCCGCGGGCCCGGAAACGGGGACCGUGGACUGCGCCGUCAACGGUCCCUAGAAUGGCGAGAGAGGCGCGGUUACGGACCCAGUGCCCAGUCGAGCAGCGACGACGAGGAAAAUACACGUCACGCCGUUGGAGCUGCCUCCGUCUCGUCCGCUGUGAGAGGUGCCCGAAGUCCGGGCCAGGUUUUCGCUUCCCUCUUGGCGCAGCAGUAUGGAAGUGUCGGUGACCGUUCGUAUCGCACUGGUUCGGACACGGAGGGCGCAGCGACCACCGAUAAUCCGACGACGCCGUUCCCGACGCCGCCGCCAACCUUGACGCCGAAUCAUCGCCAGGCAUCGCCGUUUCCCCUCGAGAGCACCAACUCUCGCCGACAUCAUUACAACGGGAGCAUAUCAUCGGAGAGAUCCCGGAACGGUAACUGCGAAACGGUGUACGCAGCAUCGAAAAAGACGAACACCGGGGGUGGAACCCUGGGACGAAGAACACGACGGGGUCACGCUAGUGCUCUGAGCAGCAGCUCGACGGCCAGCGACCGCUCGGAGACCGUCUUCCCCGACGAGCACACUCGCAUGCAUCUCACCAACGGUCUGCCCAGGCCUAUUUACUUCACAGACACGGGUAGAGAUUCACCGCCGGAACCAGCGCCACCGGAAGUGCCGCCGCGUGGCCCGUCUCUCCACGCGACUCACACUCUGCGGUCGCAACAAAGUCGAAAUGGCUGUCCACCGAAUGCAACGGGAAACUUCGCUGUGCCAACCGAGCAAAUGCAGACGGAGAAAUAUUCGGAGUACUUGAUGUCAGGAAGUCCACGGAGCUAUCCGGCACGAUCCCCAGGGGUUGCAUCCACGCCAACGGUGACCAGGUGA